GGCGGGGCGAUUGGCCGGAAGUCCCGCCCCAGAAACGGAAGUCCCGCCUCAGGAGCCCCGCGGGCGGCCAUGGCAGCACCUGGGCGGCUGUGGUCCACGCGCUUGCUGACGAUCGUGCGGACCCUGCCGGCGCGCCGGCCCUUGCACGACGGGCCCCCGACGCGCGACGUGCUGCUGUACGAGCACGAACGCGGCCGCUUCUUCGUGGUCCUCGGGCUCUUCUGCGCGGGCCAGGGCGUCUUCUGGGCCUCUCUGGCGGCAGCCACUUGGGCCCGACCCCCGGGCGGGGCGCCUCCCGACCGCGGGCGCUUGGACGUGCGCUCGACUCUCUGGCGCUACGGGCUGGUUGUGGGCUGCGGCGCCAUAGGUACCCUGGUACUUGGUGCAGGUCUUCUCUUCUCCCUGCGCUCUGUUCGUUCAGUGAUGCUACUGGCUGGAGGGAAGCAGGUGACCCUUACCACCCACGCCCCCUUUGGCUUGGGGGCCCAUUUCACAGUGCCCUUGAACCAAGUGUCCUGCAUGGCCCACCGGGGCGAAGUCCCUGCCAUGCUACCUCUGAAGAUCAAAGGCCGGCGCUUCUACUUCCUCUUGGACAAGGCUGGACAUUUCCCCAACACCAAACUCUUUGACAGCACUGUGGGGGCCUACCGUAGCUUGUGAAGAGACCACUGGGG
Messenger RNA from Condylura cristata (star-nosed mole), 674 nucleotides. It is a transcript of the gene TMEM223, whose product is annotated as transmembrane protein 223. The record is from RefSeq and is a predicted model, not a curated record. Lineage: Eukaryota; Metazoa; Chordata; Mammalia; Eulipotyphla; Talpidae. Gene Ontology annotation, biological process: nervous system development. The transcript is spliced from 2 exons. Gene Ontology annotation, cellular component: mitochondrion. Bases 70 to 660 code for a protein of 196 amino acids.